UGCUUAGCGGGUCAUAGUUUCAAACCGAGACCAACACGAUUUAAUUAUUCAGAAACCGUAACGAGUUUCUUGCACUAGAUUAGCGAUUAAGUUCAGUUGAUAUUACCAAUUUUUUAUUUGUGACUUAAACAUUAGUGAAAUCGUUUUCCAACAAUGUGGAACAUAAAACAGCAGUUCGAAACCGAUGGUUACGUAGUUCUUGAAGAUUUUUUGUCCGAAGCCGAAGCAGAUGCAUUAAGGGCAGAAUGUGAUAAUUUAAUCAAAAAUAUGCCGGAAGAAUCUAACCGAACGGUCUUCAGUUCUGCUGACUCAAAUUCCCAACAGGACAAAGACAAGUAUUUUUUAGAUAGUGCUGAUAAAAUAAGCUACUUCUAUGAAGCAGACGCUUUAGGACCAAACGGGGAACUGAAAGUUGACCCAAGUCUAUCUUUGAAUAAAAUAGGUCAUGCACUUCACGAACUUAACCCGGUCUUCAGGGAAGUAACUUUCAACGAAAAAGUUAAAGAAUGUUGUUUUCAAUUAGGGUAUGAAGAUCCGGUUCUAGUUCAGAGCAUGUACAUUUUUAAAAAUCCUGGUCUUGGAAGUGAAGUUAUUGCCCAUCAGGACGCAACAUAUUUACAUACUGAACCCGUCAAAGUCGUAGGAUUUUGGGUAGCUUUAGAAGAUGCUACCCAGGAAAAUGGAUGUCUUUGGUUUUCAAAAGGGUCACAUAAGAGUGGUGUACAUAGACGAUAUGUACGAAAUCCUGACAAAAAUUCUAGCGAUUUGUUAAUUUAUACAUCACCACUUCCCUACUAUCAAAAAAGUGGCUUCACGCCGGUACCAGUCAAAAAAGGUACUUGCAUUUUAAUCCAUGGUCAAGUGGUACAUUACAGUCACCCAAAUAAAUCGAACAAAUCUCGACACGCAUACACCUUUCAUGUUGUUGAACAAAAAAACACCAAAUAUUCCGAGGACAACUGGCUUCAGGCACCAGAUAAACCAUUUUUAAGUUUGUACAGAAAUUAGAAACUCCAAUUUUGAUAUUGCGGCCUAUUUUUAUUAUCACCUUUUUAACAUCAUUGUAUCUAGUUUCAUAAAAAUAUAUUUUUGAUAACUUUU
Molecule: messenger RNA, 1101 nt
Organism: Zophobas morio
Lineage: Eukaryota; Metazoa; Arthropoda; Insecta; Coleoptera; Tenebrionidae
Gene: Phyhd1
Product: phytanoyl-CoA dioxygenase domain-containing protein 1
Exons: 5
Coding region: 154-1008 (284 amino acids)
Source: RefSeq, a predicted model, not a curated record